Daucus carota subsp. sativus is the source of this 613-nucleotide messenger RNA. RefSeq names its product pentatricopeptide repeat-containing protein At4g35850, mitochondrial-like. Gene Ontology annotation, cellular component: mitochondrion. The transcript has 5 exons. Bases 182 to 451 code for a protein of 89 amino acids. NCBI's taxonomy places the organism in Eukaryota, Viridiplantae, Streptophyta, Magnoliopsida, Apiales, Apiaceae. The record is from RefSeq and is a predicted model, not a curated record.
GAACUUCGCUUCAUUUGAUUUAUUAGUGCACAAGUUGUAGAAGUACACUUUCAUUUUUCUGAACUACUUUUCCGCAGACCUUUAUUGAAGGAGCCAUGGUUGGCUAUACUCCCAAAGGAAUGCAACUUGCUGAAGAAAAACUGAAAGAAAUGGCAUCUAGGAACUUCUUCUUGAGCUCAAAAUGGGAAAUGAUCUUCUUAUUUUAGCCUCAGGCGAAAAGACUGGUGGUUUUACUGUUGCGAAUCUGAUUUGGGACAUGAUGCAAAGCAGUAAGUCUGCCAUUUCACUUCCAGCUGUUGAAGCAUAUCACCAAGGCUUAAAGGAUAGAGAGAUUCCUCAUGAUGAUCCACGACUCUCUUUAGUCUCAAAAACUUUGGAUGAUUUGCGUAAGAAAAGUGGAUUUUUAUCAAACUGGACAAACGCAACUCAAAAGGAUAGUUCUGUGCAAUAAGGGUUGUUUCAUCUCACGCUCAGAUGCUUGUUGGGAGCACAGGAUCAAUAAUUUAGGGAUUGAAAUCAGAGGGCGACUCAUGCAGAGAUGGAUCCAGAUGUACUGCUGUAAAAACCGGAAGUACUUGCCAGCCUCUGGGAAUGUGAUAAUCUCUAAAUUUUA